AUGGUAACACUUCAGUCAUCGAAGAGAGUCCUAUGCUUGGACACCAAACCACAGCCCAAGACUACACCAGCUUGCAAGAAUACUGGUAUUAAAACUCGAGGCAGUAAAACCAAGAAUGCUGGCCAUGGUAAACGCACACAUGAACAUGAUGAAUGCAAAGAACAUAUCGGCCAGCCAAAAAGACAUCAAGCCGAUGAGGCUAGUUUCAGCGUUAUUGGGGAAGUGGAGGGUCAGAAAGGUGGAGGUGCUCAAGAUAUUGCUCAAGAUAUUAUUCAGGUUAUUCAUGACAAGGCUGUCGCUGCCACAAGUCAACUGAAGGCCACCUCGGUUCCAACUGAAGGAGAAAUUGAUGAGCUGUUGACAAUGAAGAGAAAGCGUAGCUCAGUGGGAUGCUCAACACAUCCAAUGGUAUCUAUCUCUGGCUCUACUCCAGCUCUCCCAGAGCUCUAA
Marasmius oreades (fairy-ring Marasmius) is the source of this 450-nucleotide messenger RNA. RefSeq lists its product as uncharacterized. Lineage: Eukaryota; Fungi; Basidiomycota; Agaricomycetes; Agaricales; Marasmiaceae. The transcript is spliced from 4 exons. The record is from RefSeq and is a predicted model, not a curated record. Bases 1 to 450 code for a protein of 149 amino acids.